AUGGCUCUCGCAAAACAUUCGGUUCUCCGGUCCCGAAUGGCCUUGGACCUAGCAUCAAUCUCUGUCGACGAGCCACAGUCCUAUAUAUGGAGUGUCAACGCGAAAUCUGUCCCAUUUUCUUCACUAAACUAUUGGGUGUUUGCGCGCAACCAUAUCUCUAUCCUCGACUACAACAUAGAACCAAUUCCAGACUUCUUUGUGGCUGGUCUUCCGGCCAGAACCACGACUGGAGUUUUUCGCAACCACAUAAUGAGACUCAACUCCUCUGUAUCGUGCGAAGAAGUGGAUGCUGGCGACUUUCCAUCACCAUGUCCUGGUGACCGACCUCUCACCGUGUUCUGGGAACACUUCCUAGACACAGAAGUGCGUGUAUGCGUUCCCGGAAAUUAUACUGCUUUCCCAUGGUCACUCAGUCGCAAUCGCCAGGAUUUUGACGAAGAGAUAUAUAUUGGAAUUAACGAUACGAGCACCGGUCGGAAUGACGGGAACACAGAUAAUCCGCUAUGCAGUACAAGCUCUACCUUCUGCUGCAAGGCAACAACAACUAGGGGCUAUUUUGAGCUGGGUAAUAAUUGGAAUCAUAACACAUACGAGCCACUUCUAGAACACUGGCCUGAUCCAGCAGAGAUGGAGGAGAGUUUCAAUGACUGGACUAAUCCUUAUAGUCAAUGUCCAAACACUGUACCCUCUGACACAGAUACUUGUUUUAAUGUUCAUGAUUCGGCUUCGCACGACGAGGAUUCUUCCGAUACUGAGACCUGA
Messenger RNA from Alternaria burnsii, 762 nucleotides. RefSeq lists its product as uncharacterized. The record is from RefSeq and is a predicted model, not a curated record. Lineage: Eukaryota; Fungi; Ascomycota; Dothideomycetes; Pleosporales; Pleosporaceae. The transcript has 2 exons. Bases 1 to 762 code for a protein of 253 amino acids.